Molecule: messenger RNA, 1785 nt
Organism: Eucalyptus grandis
Lineage: Eukaryota; Viridiplantae; Streptophyta; Magnoliopsida; Myrtales; Myrtaceae
Product: type IV inositol polyphosphate 5-phosphatase 9
Exons: 7
Coding region: 224-1495 (423 amino acids)
Biological process (GO): phosphatidylinositol dephosphorylation
Molecular function (GO): phosphatidylinositol-4,5-bisphosphate 5-phosphatase activity; phosphatidylinositol-3,4,5-trisphosphate 5-phosphatase activity; inositol-polyphosphate 5-phosphatase activity
Source: RefSeq, a predicted model, not a curated record
UUCUCUCAAAGACUGCAACCUCUCUCUCUCUCUCUCUCUCUCUCUCUCUCUCUCUCUCUCUCAUGCCAAGAUUCCAGAAUAGCAAAUAGCAAGAGUACAUCCAAUCUUCUCUGCAUGUUCCUUGGUCACGCUGGCUUGUGAUAAUGUCCAUGCCUUUUGCAUGAUAUCAACGUACUAAUGUACAGGACCUUGCUGAUUUGAUCAUAUCAUCAUCAUCAUCAUCAUGUGGACCAGAUUGGUAGCUAACAAGAUCCUGAGGAAGGGAUUGGGAAGCAACAACUUCGUCGCUGAUUACCCCAUCAACAUCGAAGACUCUCUCGUCGGCUUCCCCAUAUUGGAAGAUCCCUCCUUAAGCGGCAAGAGCAAUUUGAACCACCACAGGGACACCCUAAAGUACAAAGUUUUUGUUAGUACUUGGAAUGUUGGAGGGGUUGCACCGGAUGAAGAUUUGGCGAUGGAGGACUUCUUAGAUACGUGCAACAACUCCUACGAUAUCUAUGUUCUAGGGUUUCAAGAGAUUGUGCCAUUGAAGGCGUCCAAUGUUCUGGGGUCUGAGAACGCAAAUCUCUGCAUGAAAUGGAAUUCGCUCAUCAGAGAGACCUUGAGUGGAAACCGUGAUUGCCGCCAUGGAUCUGACUAUGAGAAGAAGAGGAUGCAUGGGCGAGAGUAUCACUGUAUUGUCAGCAAGCAAAUGGUGGGGAUAUUUAUCUCGGUGUGGAUUCGCAGUGAACUUCGUCCCUACGUCAGCUAUCCGAGCGUUUCAUGCGUUGGCUGUGGCGUUAUGUUCUGCCUAGGCAACAAGGGGUCAGUUUCGGUGAGGUUUCUAUUACACGAGACGAGCUUCUGCUUUGUGUGCACUCAUCUCGCCUCUGGAGGCAAAGAAGGAGAUGAAAAGUGGAGGACGUCCAACAUGGCAGAGAUAUUAUCUCGGACCGCCUUUCCUAGGGGCCCAUUGCUUAAUUUACCUAGAAAAGUUCUGGACCACGAUCGGGUCAUUGUGCUCGGAGACUUGAAUUACCGGAUUUCGUUACCGGAAGCAACCACUCGAGAGCUGGUAAAUAGAAAAGGAUGGGAUGCAUUGCUAGACAAAGACCAGCUGAGGAUGGAGCUGAUGAACGGGCAUGUAUUACAAGGUUGGCACGAAGGGACGAUCCAAUUCGCCCCCACAUACAAAUAUAUUCCGAACUCCGACUUGUAUUACGGAUGCUUUCAAGCAAAAAAGGGAGAAAAAAGGCGUUCUCCUGCGUGGUGUGACAGGAUAAUUUGGUGUGGAAAAGGAUUGAAGCAAAAUUUGUACACACGAGGCGAAUCAUGGCUGUCUGAUCAUAGGCCGGUAAAAGCGAUAUUCACUGCAGAGGUCGGGGUUUCGCGAACAUUGAGAGGGCUUCGGAGCUUAUUUCUAUCUGAACGGUUCGAUCCAGUCGCAAGCCGAUUUGUGGUCUCAUCCAAGGACGAUGGAUUGCUAUGUAAAGGCCGGUCCAGCUUCCAAAUUUGAGGUCAUCAUCGCUGCAAAUUAUAGCAAUACACUGAAUGAAGUAUGGUGAUUACGGCGGCGUUUCUAUUUUACCUUAAAAGGAAAAUCUGAAAGCUAUAGCCCCAUGAGAAACUUCUUUAAUUUGCCUGUGUCAUAUUUUGGUGAGGAGUGUACAGUGAAACCUAUAUGUCUUUAUUAUGCAUGUGUUGUUGCGUAAUGAAAGAUGUCCAAGUCAUCCAUCGCUUUCAUCCGAUUUGAAAACUAGGGAUUUGAUUGUGGUCAGAAAUAAUGGACAAAAAGGAUGCUUCCCA